Molecule: messenger RNA, 1001 nt
Organism: Phragmites australis (common reed)
Lineage: Eukaryota; Viridiplantae; Streptophyta; Magnoliopsida; Poales; Poaceae
Exons: 1
Coding region: 1-729 (242 amino acids)
Source: RefSeq, a predicted model, not a curated record
AUGCAGGGUUCUCUCAGCAGGGUACACGCCUUCUCCCCUGCCUGUGUCCACGCCAUCGAAAGGUCCAACGAUGGCUUACAGCAUCCAUCCCACCGCUCCGCCGUGGCGUCAAAAGGCGAGGAGUCAAGCAAGAAGAUCAACAACAAGAGGGUAACGAAGCUGCUCUUGCUCCUGAAACCCAGAUGGAGCAUCUCCCAAGCCUUCAGAUCGCUCUCCAGGCGAGCCAAGAACGAGGCAGCCAACAACAUGGAUGCCGACCGCGACGACGAAAGCGAUGUGGAGACAUUCGUGUCCGCUAACAGCUCUGAGCUGCGCUCCUUCUGCACCGACAACGACGACUCGGAGCUCCCGUCGUUUCACCUCAGCUCACUCAUCUUCCCAACAGGCAGUCUGGAACGCCCUCCGGUCCCAGCCUCUCCCAUGAAGAUCGUCCAGACGCUCCCGUUCGGGUAUGUCAUCGGCCGUCAGCCGGAUGCCCCCGCGCUGCCGCCGACGCUGGCAAGGAACAUCAAGAAGGUGUUGCCAAUGAUGGCCGCGCUGCACCUCCGGUCGAGAUCGCAGAUGGUCAAGAAGAAUGUGGUCCGUGCUUUGAAGGAAACAUUUCGGCGAGGUAGGCGCGGAGGUGCUGAAGAAGGCGAUGGCUGCGGCGACGACGAAGAUGUGUUCUGGAAGAAGGACGUGAGGGGACUGCGCUGCAGGCGGGUGGAGGACGACGGCGCUCCUUACUGAAAGGGCAGGGCACGAGAAGAGGGAGGAGGCUUGUUUCGCUGUUCACAUGUAAGCUGUGGCUGUGGUUUCAUGCGCUGCUUCCUGCAUAUGCUUUUCUUGUGGCGUGGUUGUCGAGGAGAAUUUGGGAUAGAUCGGACGAAAAAUAUAUAGUCGAUAUAUCUUGUACCUAUUUUUCCUAGUAUUCAAAACGUGUUCAAGAAAUUAUUCGUUCAGUUAUAUUGUUGGCAUCAUUCUCUACCUAGAUUGGUCUUAUAACACUACUGCUAUUGAUA